Molecule: messenger RNA, 2509 nt
Organism: Notolabrus celidotus (New Zealand spotty)
Lineage: Eukaryota; Metazoa; Chordata; Actinopteri; Labriformes; Labridae
Gene: xpnpep3
Product: X-prolyl aminopeptidase 3, mitochondrial
Exons: 11
Coding region: 248-1759 (503 amino acids)
Cellular component (GO): mitochondrion
Molecular function (GO): manganese ion binding; metalloaminopeptidase activity
Source: RefSeq, a predicted model, not a curated record
AGACAGCACUCAGGGCUGGGCCUCCCCUCCACAGUGAUCCGGGAGCAAACAUGGAGCUGUGAGCUAACGAGGCUUAAAGUCAAACUCACAGAAACUAGACUUUAACACGAAGACCUGGAUGUUGGUGAGAGAGGGACUCACCGAGUCUUUGUAGGUCCCCGGUCUUUGUCGGAGUCUCUUUCCCCCCCCCGGUCCCUCUUGAGUCUCAGGACGUCAUGCUGUGACUCGGUGUCAUCCAGGUGCAGAGAUGUUACCUUCAGGCUUCAGGUCCGCUGUGAGGCUGCUGCCCCGGGGCCGCUGGAGUCCAGGAUGUGUCCGCUGUCCCUGCAGAGACAUCUCUGUGAAACCAGGAGGUCUGAAACCAAAGACGGUCCCCCCUCGGUACCUGGGUCAGCCCAGCCCCUUCACCCACCCACACCUCGUCAAACAGGGUGAGGUGACCCCCGGUCUGACCCAGACAGAGUUCGAGCUCCGCAGACACCGGCUGGCCUCGCUCAUCGAGGCGCAGGCCGACCGGCUGGGACCCUCGGCCUCCUCCGGCACUCAUGUGGUCAUCGUCCUAUCCCACCCGACCCGCUACAUGACCAACGACAUCCCGUACCACUUCCACCAAAACCAGGACUUUCUCUACCUCAGCGGCUUCCUGGAGCCCGACAGUGCCUUAGUCCUUUACGGGAAAGGACGGCCGGACCAGGCCAUCCUGUUUGCCCCCCGCAGAGACCCGGGCAGAGAGCUGUGGGACGGGCCGCGCUCAGGGAAGGACGGGGCGGCCGCUCUGACCGGCGUGGAGAGAGUCCACUGCUCGGAGGAGCUGGGUCUGGUGCUGAAGAGUCUCAGAGGCAGCACGUUGUGGUACGACAGCUCUCAGCCCGCCCACCCUGGACUCCAUCAGACUCACGUGGCUCCCGUCCUGGAGGCGGGGCCGAUGCCUCGCUCCGUCCGGCCCCUCAUCCACUCCCUGAGGGCCUUGAAGAGCUCUGCAGAGGUGGCGCUCAUGCAGGCGGCGGGUCACAUCACGGCACAGGCCUUCAGGAGGACGAUGGCUUCCUCUCGAGGAGACGUGGACGAGGCCGUGCUCUUUGCUACGUUUGAUUUUGAGAACCGGGUCCAUGGAGCUAACUUCCUGGCGUACCCACCGGUGGUCGCUGGAGGGAACCGAGCGAACACUCUGCACUACAUCAACAACAACCAGAUCAUCAAGGACGGGGAGAUGGUGCUGCUGGACGGAGGCUGUGAAUACUAUGGUUACGUCAGUGACAUCACCCGGACAUGGCCCGUGAAUGGAAAGUUCAGCCCGGCUCAGGUGGAGCUGUAUGAAGCCGUGCUGGAGGUGCAGCGCUCCUGCUUGUCUCUGUGCUCCCCGGGGGUCAGUCUGGAUCACAUCUACAGCACCAUGCUGGCUCUGUUAGGACGCCAGCUCAGACGGCUCGGCAUCGUCAAGACCAGCAGCAGUGAUACUGACGUGCUGAAGGCUGCUCGGAGGUACUGUCCUCACCACGUCGGUCACUACCUGGGCAUGGACGUCCACGACACUCCGGAGCUCUCUCGCUCUCAGCCUCUGCAGCCCGGGAUGGCCAUCACCAUCGAGCCAGGGUUGUACAUCGGCGAGGACAACGAUCAGGUCCCGGAGCGUUUCCGCGGUCUGGGCAUCAGGAUCGAGGACGACGUGGUGAUCCAGGACAAAGGAGGUCCUCUGGUCCUGUCCUCCGAAGCACCAAAGACCAUCGCUGACGUGGAGCAGGCCUGUGCCCGGAGAUAGGACAGGUGAGAGACUGACACCCAGGUGAGCCAGAGUCUCCACGCUGAUGACAUCAUCAGGUACACGAGAGGUUGAACGGACGGCGGGGGACUCUGGCGUCCAUCUCAGGAGGCUUCAAAGACUGGAACCUGAUGUGAGGACAGACUUCACUGCUCUGUACACCGUUAUCACAGAGACCGGUCCGGAUCACGUGCAGCGGGUCCAGGUGGAGCUUAGACACAGACAGAGUAACCACGAUAACCUCCUCCAUCAGACCUCCACCUGCAGGGUCAGAGGUCAACUCCCGAGACCUUCAUCUUCAUCCAUCAUGUUUCAGGAAAACACAUCGACUUAGAGAGUUCUUUGUUUGUUUGUUUGUUUGUUUGAGCUCAGAGUUUAAAUCAUGCUCACACUCUGUCCUCUAUGAAGCUCUCACAUCAAACUGCAGAUGUUGAGCAUCACUCACCAUGUGUGUGUGUGUGUGUGUAUGUGUGUGUUUGUGUGUGUGUUUGAAGUUAACUAACAUGUUCGUCUGUUUAAUAAAGGUCCUGGUAAACGUCGCUAACAGCUGUUAUCGCUUUAACGCCAGAGAGAGUGUGUGUUCUUGUUUUUGUGACUUUGUGUGUGAGCAGAUUAAAGUGAUGUCUUUUAAAUAAAGUUUGAUCCUGUUCACUCUGAAGAGUUUGAUCACACCUCCUCCAAUAACCCAUAAACUGCUGUUUGACUUUAAUCUGUGAUGACGAGGUUUUAAUAAAGGUUCCUGACUCCAAA